Molecule: messenger RNA, 2517 nt
Organism: Polyodon spathula (Mississippi paddlefish)
Lineage: Eukaryota; Metazoa; Chordata; Actinopteri; Acipenseriformes; Polyodontidae
Product: MAP7 domain-containing protein 1-like
Exons: 19
Coding region: 232-2451 (739 amino acids)
Biological process (GO): microtubule cytoskeleton organization
Cellular component (GO): microtubule cytoskeleton
Source: RefSeq, a predicted model, not a curated record
UCCAGCCUAAGCUACACAGAGAUUCAUCUCUCUUCCUCGGCAGGGACGCCAAGUCUGAACAUUGUUUUGACGCUGGAGAAAUGUAUUACCUCUCCCGAAGUAAAACCCAAAGAAGAGAAGAGCAGCCAGCCCAAGAGUGACCAAUCCCCCUCCACACCGGGCCCCUCCCCGUCCACACCGGGCCCCUCCCCCUCCACACCGGGAGUCAGCCCUCGACCCAAGCAAGAUGGAAUGAAAGCUGAAGAGAGACAGAAACUGGCAAAGGAGCGUCGAGAGGAGAGAGCCAAGUAUCUGGAAAGCCGUAACGUGAGUAAAGCUGCCAAGAAGGCCCAGUGGCUGGAGAAGGAGGAGAAAGCCAAGCACCUGAGAGAGAAACUGCUGGAGGACCGGCGGAAGAAGCUGGAGGAGCAGAGGGUGAAGGCAGAGAAACGACGGGCAGCACUGGAGGAGAGGCAGAGGCAGAAACUAGAGAAAAACAAGGAGCGGUAUGAAGCUGCGAUCCAGAGAUCGACAAAGAAAACCUGGGCAGAGAUCCGUCGGCAGAGAUGGUCUUGGACUGGAAGUCUGAAUCAAAACGCACAGAGAGAAGGUACAGGGAGAUGUUCGAUGUCGGCAGUCAACCUUCCUAAGCAUGUGGAUUCCGUAAUAAACAAGAGACUGUCCAAAUCCUCCGCCACCUUGUGGAAUUCACCGAACCGAACCCGGAGUUUGCAGCUGAGCCCUUGGGAGAGCAGUAUCGUGGACCGGCUGAUGACCCCCACCCUGUCCUUCCUCGCCCGGAGCAGGAGUGUCGCCACGCUGCUGGGAAACAGCAAAGACUCCCGUAAGUCUCACCUGUCCCCCUUGUGCCCUCGCUCGGCCUCUGCCAGCCCCCUCACAGCCUGUAACCACCACAGACCCCACCACAGAGGCUCCGAGCGAUGGAAGGUCUCGGCAAGCAGCCCUGACAUCACGCCACGCAAACCCAGGGACUCCCUGCCUGUACGUAAGACGAGCGCAAAGCAGGUGGAAAAGAAGAAAAAGGAGAAGAAAGACAAAGAGCGAGAGAAUGAGAAAGAAAAGAAUGCCCUCACUAAAGAGAAGGUGUUGAAGAAGAGACAGUCCUUGCCGAGUAUGAAGCACAGAACAGAAGCCAGCAGUCCUGUGUCAAAGAACCGCCCCUCGUCCCCUUCCACCCCCAAGCAGCAUGCCCCUUCCCCCAGUCCCGCAGUGUCCCCCAAACCGCCCUCCCCCCGGGGCUGUCCGUCUGUCCCCAAGACACGGGGCAAGAGACAGAAGACGACAGAGGACAAGACGCCAGCAAAGGAGCACGAGCGAACAGCUUCGCCCAUCGCAGUCGAGAAAACAAAGGAGACCCGCAGAGCGGCCACACCCGAUGGAUCACCCCCUGUCCCUGCUAUUGUUGUGUCCUCUGCACCAGGCACUCCCCCAGCCCCUACUGCACCAAUCCCAGCCCAGACCUCGGCUCCAGCCCCUCCCCCAGCCCAAGCUCCAGAGCCGUCACCUCCCAUAGCCCCGACCACAGCUUCUCCUGGCAAACCGAUGGCUGGAACCAACAAUGCAGAGGAGGCAGCUCGAAUCCUGGCCGAGAAUCGCAGGCAGGCCCGCGAGCAGCGGGAGCGGGAGGAGCAGGAGAGGAGGGAGCAGGAGGAGAGGGACAGGCGCCUGAGAGAGGAGCAGGCCGUGCAGGAGGCAGAGGACAAGGCCCGGCGUGAGGUGGAGGCCCAGAGACUCGUCGAGGAGAGGAAGCAGCGGGACGAGGAGCAGAGGAUCGAGGACGAGGCUCGGCAGCAGAGGGAGGCAGAGGAGCGAGCUCAGGCAGAGCAGGAGGAGCAGGAGCGGCUGCAGAAACAGAGGGAGGAGGCAGAGGCCAAAGCCCGAGAGGAGGCAGAGAAGCAGAGGCUGGAGCGGGAGAAACACUUCCAGAAAGAGGAGCAGGAGCGUCUGGAGAGGAAGAAGCGCCUCGAGCAGAUUAUGAAAAGAACAAGAAAACCGGAAACGGGUGACAAGAAAGAAACCAAAUCUUCCUCUCCUGCACAAAUGAAUGGCAAAGAUGCUAAACCUGAUCCUGAAAGCAGCAAAGGCUCCCAAACCCCUCUUAUCACAGACGAGAUUGAGGCGGAGAACAGCCAAUCGCAGCGCGGCACUAAAGAAGAACCCUGUGAGCAGAAUACACAGAGUGUCCCUGUGAAAGAGCCUAGGCAGAGCCCAGCCCUGGUGAACGGCAUGCAGCCGGACAAGCAUGAGAAUGGCCUUUCCACCAAGAGGGAGGGGCCUGACUUUGAGGAGAUCAUCGACCUGUCCAAUCACAGCGGCAGCAGCAACGGUGGGCGGGAGAAAUCCCAGAGCGACAUCCCCAGUGACCCAAUCAUUGCCUUCGAGGAAGGAGAAUCCUUCCUGAAGAAGAAAGCAGGCUCCCUCAAGCCUCAACAUGUAGCAGAAGUUCUCUGAGAAAGUCUACAAUGGGAAAUAUGUUUCCCACACAUUGGACAAGGCAAAUUUUAAAGCACGGCUGAG